AUGUCCACAUUUCUCCAUCAAAGGCCACUUCACAGCCCCUCAUUUGAUUCUCGAGAGCUAUCGCCUCGAUCCCGCCACCAGAAGCCCUCCGCCUCUCUCCUCAGCCGCGUCCCCGCCGCCCUCGUCCUCCUCCUCUCCCUUCUAAUACUCCUCGGCGUGCUUUUCCCCUACCUGUGGUCCCCCAAUUCCCUGAUUUCGCUCACUUUCUGGAAUUCCGAUCCCAAGUGGCGGACGUAUACUCUCCCUGAUGCGGCCGCUUAUGUGGCGAAGAACAACACGCUGAUCGUGUGUGCCGUGAGCGAGGCUUACUUGCCGUUUCUGAACAACUGGCUGAUCAGCAUCGCGCGUCAGAAGCAGCAGGACAAGGUUUUGGUGAUUGCAGAGGAUUACGCCACGCUUGAUAAGGUGAACGAGCGGUGGCCGGGUCACGCGGUCUUGGUGCCUCCUGCUCUGGAAGCGGCCGCAGCUCAUAAGUUUGGGUCUCAGGGUUUCUUCAAUUUUACAGCCAGAAGGCCUCGUCAUCUCCUGCAAAUUCUGGAGCUAGGCUAUAAUGUUAUGUACAAUGAUGUAGAUAUGGUCUGGUUGGCAGAUCCCUUUCCUUAUCUGGAAGGCGAGCACGAUGUAUAUUUCACUGAUGACAUGGCUUAUGUAAAACCUCUUGAUCAUUCUCACGAGUUGCCGCCUCCAGGAAAAAAGGGGCGUACAUACAUUUGUAGCUGCAUGAUUUAUUUGCGUCCCACCUAUGGAGCAAAAUUACUUAUGAACAAGUGGAUUGAAGAACUGCAGGCCCAACCUUGGUCAAGAGCAAAGAAAGCCAACGACCAGCCUGCAUUUAAUUGGGCAUUGAAUAAAACUGCUGGACAGGUGGACGUGUACCUUCUACCUCAAAAGGCAUUCCCCACAGGUGGUUUAUACUUCAAGAACAAAACAUGGGUAAAGGAAACCCAGGGCAUGCAAGUUAUCAUUCACAAUAACUACAUAAUUGGUUUUGAAAAAAAGACUAAGAGAUUUCGCGAGUAUGGUCUCUGGUUGGCGGAUGAUUAUGCCUCUGAGUCCCCACUCGGCCGAUUGUAA
Messenger RNA from Striga hermonthica, 1074 nucleotides. NCBI's taxonomy places the organism in Eukaryota, Viridiplantae, Streptophyta, Magnoliopsida, Lamiales, Orobanchaceae. The record is from the annotation of a GenBank genome assembly.